AUGGACUGGACCAGUUCGCGCAACGCCACCGCUCAGUCAGCGUGGGAUCCUCGUACCUUCACCGCCGACGCCAACGCUUCGCAGGCUUUCACGAGCGCCUUCGAGGACUACGGCAUGAUCGGCGACGUCGGGCCGAGCGUCGGCUCCGACUUCUACGACGGCGGGUCGUCGGCGGCGGGCGGGGGCAACGCCAGUGCGGGCGACGUGGGCGCGUCCCGAGACGAGGCGCUGGUCGUGUGGGAGAUCAUCACACUGGUCCUGAUCUUCAGCCUGACCGUGUUCGGCAACGUGGUGGUACUGUUCAUGCUGCUUGUGCGGCGCAAGAAGCUCACCCGGAUGUGCUACUUCAUCCUGAGCCUGUGCAUGUCCGACCUCAUCACGGCCUUCCUGAACGUGCUGCCGCAGCUCAUCUGGGAAGUCACCUACAGGUUCCACGGCGGGGGGUUCCUGUGUAAGGCGGUCAAGUUCGGCCAGCUGCUCGGGCCGUACCUGAACUCGUACCUGCUGGUGAUGACGGCGCUCGACCGCUACCAGGUCAUCUGCUACCCGCUGUCUAACUGCUCGUGGACGCCCCGCAGCUCCAAGAACAUGAUCUUCGUGGCGUGGGUGCUGGCGCUCGGCUCCUGCACGCCGCAGGUCUUCAUCUUCAGCUACCAGGAGGUGGCCUCCGGGACGUGGGACUGCUGGGCUUCCUUCAUACCACCGUGGGGCACGAAGGCCUACGUCACGUGGUAUGCUCUCUCCGUCUUCAUAGUGCCUCUCUUCAUCCUCAUCUUCGUGUAUUCUUGCAUCUGCCGGACGCUGUGGGUGAACUCCAAGCUCAAGCAGAUGGACGACCACACCCGGCGGAGGCGCAACACGCGGCGGCCGCGCCUGCUCGUCCACCUGCGGCCGCAGAAGCAUCGCAGCGACGGCGAGGUGUCCACCUGCCUCCACGAGCCGUCGCUGCAGAGGGAGGAGCUCUCCGCGCCGAGCAGCGCCUCGGCUCACACCAGCCCCGGCGGCGGCUACAAGGCGCCCUCGCUGGCCAACGGCGCGGGCGGCGGCGUGACGGCGCAGAACAUCCGCCUACAUCCGUGGAACCCGCGCUCGCACUCCGUCAAGAGCAUCAGCCGCGCCAAGAUCAAGACCGUCAAGCUGACAGUCACUGUCAUCCUCUGCUACGUCAGCUGCUCGGCGCCCUUCAUCUCCGUCCAGCUGUGGCACGUGUGGGACCCCAACGCGCCCUCGUCGCCCUUCUACAAUGGCGCGGCGUUCACCAUCCUCACCCUUCUGGCGUCGCUCAACAGCGUGGUGAACCCGUGGAUCUUCCUGGGCUUCAACGAGAACCUGACGCAGCUCCUUCGGUCUCUGUGCACGUGUCGCCUACCCUCCCGGUGGGGGCGCUGGCGAUCCCCAACCUUCAGGAGCUCAGACAGCACCAAGAACUUCCGCCUCACUGUCUUCACGACCACCGAGGGGGACAACCUGACGCUGAGACGACCCUCGAACCUUCCUCAUGCCAAGUCUCGGUCAUCUUUACCAUGUUCUCGAAGCCUCGCUGUCACCUUCUUUACCUCUCAAUUGCAAGUUCAUUCGUUGCCAGGUGAUCAUUCUACGCUGCAACCUGGUCCACACUUCUUCUCCCAAUUAGAUGGUAGUAACGACGCCGUAUCUUGUGUCCCUUGUAAUGAACAUGGCUUUGGCGAGACAGGAGCCGCUGUCUCUCAGUGCUCCAGCGAUACCUCUCAGAUUACUGUAAACAUAGACAAAUUUGUACAUACAGUACAUGUGUAG
Messenger RNA from Penaeus indicus, 1776 nucleotides. Its product is annotated as arg8-vasotocin receptor-like. Lineage: Eukaryota; Metazoa; Arthropoda; Malacostraca; Decapoda; Penaeidae. The coding region runs from base 1 to 1776 and encodes 591 amino acids. Gene Ontology annotation, biological process: cellular response to hormone stimulus; G protein-coupled receptor signaling pathway. Gene Ontology annotation, molecular function: peptide binding; vasopressin receptor activity. The transcript is spliced from 4 exons. Gene Ontology annotation, cellular component: plasma membrane. The record is from RefSeq and is a predicted model, not a curated record.